Messenger RNA from Ananas comosus (pineapple), 2334 nucleotides. RefSeq lists its product as uncharacterized. The record is from RefSeq and is a predicted model, not a curated record. Bases 765 to 2090 code for a protein of 441 amino acids. Lineage: Eukaryota; Viridiplantae; Streptophyta; Magnoliopsida; Poales; Bromeliaceae. The transcript has 5 exons.
CCCACCUCCUUUUCCUAUCUACGAGCUUGGAAAAGGGCUUCUUCCCCUCUUGCCUCCUCCCUCAACUACCGCUAUCAAUGAAGGUGAUCUGAGCUACGAUUUCCCCUUCGCCUUCAACAUUAUUGCUCCUACGCACAUCGGCAUGUUCCCAUUUCCUCGAAUUUGCCAUCGUCUUUCUCUUCUCAUCCCCUCUCGCCUCGUCCAACAACUGGCACUAUCAAUGAAGGAGAUCUCACCUAAUACCUUGUAAUCUUUUAUAACUCUCUCUUUUCUCGAUUAGGACGCCUUCUUCUCUCCACUCCUGUCGCUGUUUCUCUCAAUCACUGUUAUCAUUUAGCUAGAUCUCAUCCAGAUCUGCCUUCCUCAUGGACAACCCUCUCAAAAUCUUGGGGUGUUUGUAUUUAAUGGGUUUAUAUUUGUAAGGCAACCCACAUCUCUUCGUUGCCUGCCUGGUUGUGUGGUCAAUUCGGCCAUUUAUUGCUACCAACGGCUCUUCAGGUAAAGAACUUAUUAUUCAAGAGGCUUUCCUUCUAUAAAUUCAGUAUUGUUCUCUGUCGAUUAUUGAGCUAUUCUCUUGUGAUCACAAGAGAUUUGAAGGAAACUUGAGCUGAAAUAUAUUUCAGUUGCACAUGAAAUAAAGCAACAAUGGAAAGGUCCCAAACGAUGAAGCGAAAAUUGCUGGGUUCGGAUCUGAACACAUUUGAUUCGAUGGAGAGUUAUAAAAAAAAGGCGAUGAUGUAGGGGCAGGUCAAUGAGGGGUAUCCAUGGCAGGGUGGCAUGUUUUUACAACAAUUGCAGCCGUCAUGAUGGCUCCUCCCAAAAAGACGGUGCAUACUUUUGCUAAAAACAAAGCCCCGAUAAUUGAUGUCCCAUCGACUGAUAGCCAAAGUAUAGAUUGCCCUAUGCAAGAGUCAUCGAAAAGUAGAGUUCGAUCUUCUAACUGGACUGAAAAAAUGGAUUCUGCAAUGUUAAACUUAAUGACAGAGGAGCAUACCCUUGGAAAUUUUGUGAAUGGAAGUUUCACUCCAUUAGCAUGGACCAAGAUGGUUCAUGACUUCAAUGAGAGGACAAAAUUGAGUUUUACCAAAACCCAUUUGCAAAACCGAUUGAAAGUAUUGAAGCGUCAGUAUCUAACCUAUCAAACAUUAGCCAACAAAAGUGGAUGGGGGUGGGACUGCACACGCAACAUUCCAACCGCCGGUGACCCAAGUGAUUGGGAAGCGAUCAUAACAGAAAAUCCGGCGUAUGCGAAAUGCAGGGACAAGCCAUUUCCUGCAUAUCAAGCUAUUGAGUUUUUAUCCGGAAAAGCAACUGCAACCGGAAGGCAUGGAUUUACUUCUAUGAUGGAUGCAGACGAUGCUCGCAGCACCUCUUCAUCUUCACCAGCUACACAACGACUUAACAUGGAGAGUUUGGGAAAGAAUUUGGAGGAUGUUAAUGAUGCAAAUUCAACUUCCCCAACCCCAACUCCAGUCAAAGUACCAAGCCAAUACACUGACAGUGCCUCUGCUCCGACCUCUUCAAUGAAGAGGCUUCGUGUGUCACCACCUAUUCCUACACCAACUUCAAAUCGUCGACGAAAAAUUGAUGAUCGAUCUGAAGCUAUGAGUGAGCUUGUUCAGUUAGGGAGAAAGAGAACGGAAAUAGCAGAAACCAUAAUGCAACGCGAGCUACAAGCACGACCAAAAGUUCACUCCAUAGAGGAGUGCAUGGAAAGAUUAACUACUGUUGCUCAUUUGUCCCCUGAUGGUCUACUGGCUGCCUGUGAGGCUUUAAAAGAUGAGCGUAAUCGACCAAUCUUUAUGACAUUGAGUGGCGAACUUUUAUAUAUGUGGAUCGACCGUCAAAUUUCCAUGCAACAGCUGUAUGCAACACAAAGACCUGCUGCUCCUUUUCCACCGGCUACACCUUCUUUUUCGCCUGCUGUACCCUUCUUCCCAGCACCAUCUACACAGUACACUCCAGGAUCAUCCUCUUUUCCAGCUGCAUUCUUUCCUCCUACCGUAUCAACUUUUCCUCCAGGAGCACCUUCCUUCCCUUCAAAUGCACCCUCGAACCCUCCCGAAGGACCACCUUUUCCUCCGAAUUAGAUAACUAUUAAUAUGCACCACUUUUUGUGGUCUUGCACUUUUUGCUAGUACUAUCGGUUAGCAAGGCCUUAAACUAUUCCCUAUUUUCUGGACUUGUGCUAUUUCUGUUUAGUAUGUUUCAAUUAGUGUGUUUUGUUGGACUAUUUACAAUGCGGUAUUAGGUAUAUGCUAUAUAUUAGAUGCUAAAAUCUGCAUAUCCUGAAUUCCGGUGCAUGUUUUCAAACCUGUAUACAUGUUUUACUCU